UUCCCCAGGAGCUGCAUUUGUUUCUGUUCAUUUUAGUUCCUUGAAGUUCAUAAAGAGGUUUUUCUCAAAAAAGGUCAGACGCCAUCUGCCAGCUACUACCGUUGGCAGACAAAAUGGAAGCAGCGAGAACUCCUGCAGGAGAAGAAGACAGAUUUUCGGAAACUUCCAUGGCAGGAUCUUGUGAAAUCAGCAACCUCAUCUCCAAUUAUAUCAGCGCCAUGUAUCAGCCAGAGGAAGCCCCACCAGACCCUGAUCUGUUAACCCACCUUGUUGAAGAUGACAACCUAUCUCUUGUUCUGACUAAUGCAAGCAUGGCAACUGAGACAACAGGCAAACCAACAUGGUAUGGUGAAAUGCCACACAGCUGGAGCAGGUCUCAAGUGCUGGAGUGGAUCAGCUAUCAUGUGGAGAAAAACAAGUAUGAUGCCAGUGCCAUAGAUUUCUCCUGCUGCAACAUGGAUGGCUACACCCUUUGCCAAUACACACGAGAUCAGCUGGGACUUAUCUUUGGGCCCCUUGGGGAUGAGUUAUAUGACCGCUUGCAUGAGACGGAUGAACUUGGCUGGAUCAUGUCAGUGCUGAGGACUGAGGAUGUAUCACAGGAGGCCCUUCUGGAAUCCAGUCCUUUAGAAUUGGGGAACUCAUGCAGCCAGGACUAUCUGGAGGAAAUGAAGUUAGCAAGCAUUUUUUCACAGUCAGAUCUUGGCUACAUCUCUGGAGCCAUGUCACCAGACAGCUCUGCAUCUCUAGCAGGGACAAUGUCUCAGAGCCCUCAAUCUCAGGACUCCGGUGGAAGUGAUCUAGAUCUUGAUCCCAUAGACAUAAAACACUGCAACUUUUCUAAUGAAUAUAAGAAAGAAGAUCUUAAGAAAAGGAAAAGGGGACGACCAAGAAAGAUCAGCAAGGACAGCAGAGACUGCCUGGAGUCUAAAAAGAAUAAACACUCACCAAGAGGGAUCCACCUGUGGGAAUUCAUUCGGGACAUCCUAAUUCAUCCUGAGCUGAAUGAGGGUUUGCUAAAGUGGGAAGACCGUCGAGAAGGCAUUUUCAAAUUCCUGAGAUCAGAGGCUGUAGCCCAGCUCUGGGGACAAAAGAAAAAAAAUAGUAGCAUGACCUAUGAGAAACUCAGCCGUGCCAUGAGGUAUUACUACAAACGGGAAAUUCUGGAACGUGUGGACGGCCGGAGACUUGUGUACAAGUUUGGGAAAAACUCCAGUGGUUGGAAGGAGGAAGAGGUGCAAGACCAGAGCUAAACAGCUACAAGAGCCUCCCAUGGACUUGAAUAUGGCCCACUCUUACUUGGAGGCCCCCCUCUGAGGAUAAUGGAUUGUCAUGGGCCCAGAACUAUGAAAUUGCUGUCUGAAGCAGUGUGUUGUUAAAACUCCAGCCCUACAUGGGGCAAAGUGUGUAUGCUGGCUCCCAUAAGGGAGUUCAACCAAUUACAGCUGAUAUUUUGGCUCAAGUAGGUUAUUGUGAACCGUUAUUAUUUUGUUGCAAUUGGAAUUUGGCAGCCUGCAACUCUGAAUUAGGAUUACAAUGCCUUCGGCUGUCUAAGACUGUGCACAAAGCUCAUUGAGGCAGAAGGAACAGGCUGUUCUUGGCUAUUCCUGGAGGGCCAUUCCCAAAACAUCAAGUAAUUUGCUGAUUGAAGGUGAACGCUGUGGUCAGCUAUUUGUGGGAAACUCUGUUCUGACACUGUUCAACCAUAACAUAGGAAUGCUGAUAAGCCUGAUAGACACUUUGGAGAGCCAGGUGGACAUGUAGUUUCCCAUCCAGCAACUGACUGUUUACCAGCAAAUGCUCCUGUUUAACAGGCAGAAAAUUGGCAACAGCAAACCUGAUAUCAUUAUGGAUUUCACAUCAAUCCAGAGAGCAAGGUUUAGUAGCCACAGAUCUGAUUCUUCUCCAGCUGAUUCAGUAUAUGUGUGUCUAGAAAGGAAAAACUUUUUUGCCCUAGCCUAGAAAGUGCUACAACUUUCUCUAUGAAUAGCCUCUUCUUGCUCUUAAUUUAUAUGUUUUAUAUAUAUAUGUGUGUGUGUGUAUAUAAUGUACAUAGAUAUCUAUUUUUUUCAUAACUAAGUUUGUGUGAUUGUAUCAGGAAGCCCUGGGCUUUUUCAAAAACUGAUGAUUAUUGUUGCUAAUAUUCAGCUGGGCUGAACAAAUAAAAAAUCUUUAUUUUGAAAUCAAAAAGUGUUUGUAAGAUGUUUGCAUCUGUUCAUUGGUGUCUCCAGGAGAGUCCUAUGUGAUGUACAGGCCUCCUGCUUUUUAAUAACAAUUAACCAAUAAAUAUUGCUUUGUUGGUUUUUAA
This is a messenger RNA of Crotalus tigris (Tiger rattlesnake), 2308 nucleotides long. RefSeq names its product E74 like ETS transcription factor 3 (gene ELF3). The transcript has 9 exons. Gene Ontology annotation, cellular component: nucleus. The record is from RefSeq and is a predicted model, not a curated record. Bases 114 to 1253 code for a protein of 379 amino acids. Gene Ontology annotation, biological process: cell differentiation; regulation of transcription by RNA polymerase II. Gene Ontology annotation, molecular function: DNA-binding transcription factor activity, RNA polymerase II-specific; sequence-specific DNA binding. Lineage: Eukaryota; Metazoa; Chordata; Lepidosauria; Squamata; Viperidae.